AUGGCACUUUCAGAUUCCGAGGGGUCUGAUGUCGUGAUGGUCAGCCCGGGCGAUGUCCAGGAUUUCAACGAAGGGAAUAUUUUGCCUCUCCCGGCAAGUGAUCUGAAGAAGAUCAGAGAGUGGCUGCAGCCAACACCCUAUGAUCUGGAGGGCUCUGAAUUUUCACGGCACCUCGAGUCGUACCUGGCGGGUACAGGCCAAUGGCUUAUGUCUACAAGCACAUAUCAGCAGUGGCAUCAAAGCGACACGAACGGUCUGCUGUGGAUCAAAGGCAUACCGGGGUCUGGAAAGUCUGUCAUGGCUGCCUCAAUCAUCCACCAAAUACGCAAAGAGAAAGUUCCAGUCCUCUUUUUCUUCUUUCGACAGAUUAUCGAUGCAAACCAUCAACCAGUCGCAGUCCUACGGGACUGGCUUUGCCAAAUCCUCCCCUUUAGUCCAAGCUUACAGGCCGAAUUGAAGAAGGAUUAUAUCGAUGAGAGACGCUCUAUCGAUAGUUUAUCUGCUAACGAUCUAUGGAAAAAUAUUCGAUUUGCUCUCACUGCUUUCCCCAAGGCAUACUGCGUCGUCGAUGCCUUAGACGAAAUGGACCAUGGUAAUGAUGACUUCCUCCAGGCCUUAGUGGAGCUGGGCCAGUGGCGCCCCGCCAACCUCAAGGUUUUGAUGCUGUCACGCCCAGUCGUUGCAGUAGAAUCGCCUUUGAGACCAUUCUAUGUGCCCGUUCUACCCUUGGAUGAAAAGCUUGUCGAUAUCGAUAUCGCUGCCUACGUGCAGCACCGACUGCGAAACUCACCCGUGCCCGAGGAGUAUUGGACUCGCAUAACUGAAGCCGUUCCCGGUCGAGCGAAUGGUCUGUUCUUGUAUGCUAGGCUUUCUAUGGAUGCAUUUUCAAAACCUGGGGCCGAUGCUGGAGAUGUGCUCAACAAGUUGCCUGACAACCUGAACGUGAUGUAUGAUGGGCUACUACGCGAGCAUGCAGAGCACUCCAAUGUUCCUAAAGACCUCCAAAUGCUUAUUCUGCAGUCUACUACACAUACCACCCGCCCCCUUCGACUUCUUGAGGUCGCUGAGAUGAUCAAAGCGACUCAUACUCCACUUGGAACAUCUAGCUUGAAAGAGAUCAAAAAUAUUGUCCGAGCGGCUUGUGGCCCCUUGCUCCAGAUCCUUCAUGACGAAACCGUGUCGGUCGUUCACCAUUCUUUGACUGAGUUUCUCAAAGGGCUCACUCGCUCCACUGUCAUUGAUGAAGCAACUUUCCCAAUUUUGGAGGCCGGCCCAACUAAUCAUCGACUUGCUGUCGCAUGCUUGGAUUAUCUCAUGUCUGGCUGCUUAGAAAGCAUCGAUGCCAAGAAGCGCAAGAAGGAUAACCAAUAUUUCAAUCCUAAAAAAGCCCAGCAGAGUAAGAUCCGCCUGAAAUUCCCAUUCCUUAAAUAUGCAGCGAACAAUUGGUACAUCCAUACUCGCCGUGCCGCCUUGACUGGGAUGGAUUUGUCAUCACUUUACUCGGUUAUUGACGAGUUUUUUGGAAACAAGAAACUAUUCACCGCUUGGUUGGAUAUCGACUGGCCACAAGGUUCUAUUCAAAGUGUUACUCCGCUUCAUGCUGUCGCCAAAGCCGGGCUAGCUCAGUACGCCGCCCACUUGUUCCAAAAAGGCAACGUCGACCCAAAUGUUCAGAACCAUCACGGAGAUACACCUCUUUACUGGGCUGCCUUUAGUGGCCAUGGAGAUGUUGCACAACUUUUCAUUCAGAAAAGGGCAGAUCCUGACGGUGAAGCGAACCAAGGAUACAAGCCUCUUCAUGAGGCCGCCAGAAAAAACCACGCUGAUGUCGUCAAAGUCUUGCUUGCGGCUGGUGUUGAUCCAAUGACACCGAAGACAAAAGAAACUCCAGCCAGGCGCUGUGGCAAUGCACCGACAUCAGUUGGUCAUACUCCAUUGAUGUACGCAUGUCGCAAUGGUCACCUCGAGGCAGUAACUGAAUUUCUACCCUACCUAUCAGAGGGCAACAUCAAGAAGGCCCUUGGUUGGCUUUCAGGCUCAGGGCACGCGGCAUGUGUAUCUCUCGUUCUUCAAAACAGUGUCGUGGACAUGAAGUCACACUUCGGAGGAAGAAUUUUGUUCAAAGCCUGCUUGAACGGCGACCUGGAUACAAUCAAGGUUCUUGUUGGAGCAGGUGCGGAUCCCAACACUCGCUGUUCCUAUCCUGUGAACGAGUUUGGGGGCAUUGGUUCCCGCUUGCGUUAUCCAAUAAGAAUGAAAACCCCUGGAAAACGAGAGGAGCCCAGGGGCUUCACUUCUCUACAUGCUCUGAGUGGAAUCAACAAACGUAACGGAACUCACCAGAUCCCGCUGGAAUGUGUUUCAGUCGUCCUCCAAGCUGGCGCUGAUGUUCAUACAAAGUCCGAGGAUGAUGGCAAGACAGCUCUGCAUUUCGCCUGCGCAAACAAUAUAGAUAUUGUUCAGCUUCUUUUGGAAGCAGGGGCAGACCCUUACGCCAAAACCGACAUUGGAGCCACGAUACUACACACCGAUGGAAAGACUGACACCAAGCUUCUUCCUAUCCUGCUCGAUUCGGCAGCUGUUGAUAUCAAUAAGUUGAUGGCGGAGAGCAACGGCGGACCCUUGUUCAGUCGUCUUCGUGGUUACCAUUCCGAAAGCGGAAUUGAGAUUCUGAAGUACACCACGGACCCAAAUCUGACCGAACCAGACGGUAAUGGUUUUCUUCAUGCGUUACUUGUUCGGUAUAGAUUCUGUAAGCAAGAUACUGUUCUUGAGGCCUUGCUGUCCGCUGGCGCCGAUCCGAAUCUCCAAAACAACAAGGGCGAAACGCCACUGCAUACAAUGGGUGAUGACACCAAAGUUGAAUUAAUCUCCAAGUUGGUCAAAGCAGGUGCAGAUCUUGAGAUCCGGGAUUUGAAGGGUCAAACAACCCUCUUCAAGAGUCUUCCUGGGCAUUCGAAGGGCAUAUCCAAUUUUUCCAAAUCCCUCAUCAAUUUAGGCGCCCGACUGGACACACGGGACAACAAGGGCCGUACUCUUUUCCACAAAAUGGUCUGUAAAGUUGAAGCUCUGGAUGAUUUGAUAAAGAUGAUGGAUUUUGACCCUUCAGUCACCGACAAUGAAGGCAAUACGCUUUUCCUUGAGGCCGUUUUCGCAACUAGUAGAUCGGACAGCACGUCAAUUUUCAAACAUCUCAAAAGUCUGGGGGUUGAUAUUGACCAUCCUAAUUCCCACGGGUGGACAGUCUUGCAUCAAAUGUCCUUCCAAAAUCAGACUCACUGCCACACGAGUUCUUCUGCCGAGACAGCGUUUGAUUAUGUCCUCGGAGAGUGCAAGAAUAAAAGUCCUCAGGAUACAGACGGGAUUCAGCCUUUGCAUAUUGCUGCCGCUGUAUCAGAAUAUAAUGUUUUUGGGCUUCUCUGCUCUGGGGCUGAUAUGUUCGCCGUUACGAAAGAAGGCAUGACGGUUCUCCAUGUCGCAGCUCGAGCCCGACAACCUGGCAUAGUUGGUCUUGUUCUUUCCAGCAUGAUUGACCAUGAUGAUGAAACACGGAACACCUUCAUCAAUCAGAAAAAUGUGGAAGGAGAUACGGCACUUCACUUAGCCUGCUGUUCUGGUCGACCCGAGACCGUGGAUCUUUUGUUAAAUGCCGGCGCAGAUCCCAAUCUGCCGGGCAAGAAUGGAUAUACUCCAUUGAGAGCAUGUGCCAAUUUUGAAAUGGAACAAGUACGAUGGACGAAAGUGGGCAAAAAAGAGGACGCCGAAGCCCUCAAGAUCGCCAGCAUCUGGCUUGGUAUCCGAAGUCUGCCACUGGCAAAGGGUGAGUCCGAGGAGGGAGCCAAGGAGUCUCAAUGGGGAUCAAAUAGUGAAAAUGGUGCUUCAAGCUCGACGCGUCUAGAUGAGAUUCUCACCUCAUUGGUACUGCACAGCAAAAACCCUCCUUCGGACAAGGAGUCGCUUUGGGAAGCAUUCCAAGAAGCAGUAUCUAAUCAACGCGACUAUACCGCGGAAUGUUUGCUGCGGCUCCAGAAUCGUGUGUUCCCUAAACUGAACCUGAUAGAGGGACCGGGAGGCGACGGCUUUACCCUGUGCAAAACUCGCCUUCGAGGCGAAAUAUCGUCUCUCAGAGAGCAAGAAAAGAGGCGAAACGAAUGCAUGAACACAAAAGGUGGAAGCAUAGAUCUCCGCUUCGAACAAAUGGUUAAGUAUCUUCGUCUUGGGCACUACGGUCUAUUCGAGGAAAUGGCUUCACAAAAGGAUCUCCUUGUGUUAGAUUACACCCAUAUCUCUGUCAUCCACUGCCUUGUGGAUGAUGGUCUUUCAGAACUCUUAGAUCGUCUCUGUACUCCAGAGCAGGCUCUGAAGUUUGAUGACCACGAAUGGUGCGAACAUACCGAGAAUACCGGUUUUAGUUCCCGUUCCCGUUCCCGUGCUAGGACACUGCCGCUGCUGAUGCACGCAUGCCACCGGAACUUUCCAAAUAUGAAAGUGGUCCGAACACUUGUGGAAAAUAUGGGUGUGAACAUCGAUUCAAAGCGCAGGAAAAGGAUAUAUGGUGAUGGCAAUUAUAAGACCGUGUUGGAUCAUGCCGUUCUACAUGACCUCGCUGAGGGCAAAACUUGGUGGAACGUGCAUCAGGCUUUGCCGUACCUCAUCAGCAAGGGCGCGAAUCUGGAGGUCCGCGAUGACAAGGGGGAAACACCUUUGCAUAUCGCCCUCGACUAUGACAAGUCCAAGGGCGUCUUUUACAGGCAUGCUGUGGACAUUCUUCUGGAUCAUGGCGCAGAUGUCAACGCAGUCAACGCCUACGGGGAGACCUGCCUGUCAAAGGCUGGCGCUGAUAUUGACUUGAUCAAGUUGCUUUUGUCUCGUGGCGCCGCGAUUUCCGCCACUGCUAUAUUCGCCGCCAUUGAGUUUUGCAAUGUUGAGUUGUUGGAGCUCUACCUCUCCCAUGGUGAUGUCGCCAACAUACGGCGGCCCGCGCUAGAGCGUCGAGUAAGGCCUCAUGCCCUUCAAAAAACCAUAAUCCCAACUGCUGAGGAGUAUCCUUUGUUCUAUGCGGCAACUUUCGAACCCACUAAAUACUCAUCUCGCAAGGAGUUUGAUCUUGCUUCAGUUCGAACGGGCACAAUGACAGCGCUUCUUCGGAGUGGUGCAGACCCAUACGCCACCUUCGUUGAGCUCCAUCGAGUAAAGGAUGACUCUCUCGUUGAUGGCCACGAUUCGGACUCGGACGAUGUGCAUGCUGGUUCCAAAGAUCGAUGGGAACCCAAAACCCGCACUGUCAUCCAUGAGAUCUUGACUAAAACGGAGGUGUUCGAGCCACUGCUUCAACAGUCGUCUCUACAACUGGAAUGCCGAGAUGACAAAGGCAGAACUUUGAUCCUUUGUACUAGUAAUCCCGAGGUAAUUCGACGCCUUGUCGACCGUGGGGCUGACAUUACCGCUCAAGACAAAUCUGGCAAGACCGUUGUUCACGCACUCAUAGCCCGCAAAGCGCAAGAGGAAAAUAUCAGCAUCAUGCGGGUUCUCUUUGACAAGGAUCCUAGCAUUGUGCAGAUAGGGGAUGAAGCCGGUGAUACUCCGCUCCACUAUGCGCUUCGCGAAAGGGCGAUACAGUUCGAAUAUGUCGAUCUACUACUUGAAUACGGAGCAGAUCUGCACCAACCCGAUUCAAAAGGCGAUACAGCUCUCCAUAUCCUUUGCAGAAGUGCAUCUAAUCACAAGACACGCAUCGAGCAGUUCUUGGCCCUCGGGCUGGACAUAAACGCACGCAACAAGAAAGGCGAAACUCCCCUCAUGCACUGUCUUGCGGGGGGCAGAUUACGAUCUAGUAUUUGGUCGUACAGUGGCGACAGUUCCAGCGACAAUGACAGCCUGAUCUUGCUCCAGGAUCUUGGUGCCGAUUUUCACGCGCGAAACGACGCGGGGAUGUCGAUGCUUCAUGUAGUUGCUCGCAGGAAGGUGCGCGAUACCAUUGGUGUUCGUGGGCGGGAUAUUAAAGACAAUAUGGAAAACCUAGUCAGUUGGUUCGGCUUCAUCAUGAGCUUGGGUGUGGAUCCUAUGCUUGAGGAUGCUCGGCAGCGAACUUCUUUGGAUCACGCAGCUGCUUAUGGCAAUGAGCAUAUUUUGAAGUUGUUCAAGCAGAAGGACGCCCAGGAGUGA
Messenger RNA from Penicillium concentricum, 6165 nucleotides. RefSeq lists its product as uncharacterized. The transcript has a single exon. Gene Ontology annotation, molecular function: protein binding. Lineage: Eukaryota; Fungi; Ascomycota; Eurotiomycetes; Eurotiales; Aspergillaceae. The coding region runs from base 1 to 6165 and encodes 2054 amino acids. The record is from RefSeq and is a predicted model, not a curated record.